AUGCUAGAAGAAAGAAUUGUGAAUGUUGAGGAUAUGCCCAAGCUUUCUAGUGAUAAUCCAAUAUCAUGUAGCACAAGAGGCUCAGGGAGCAGAGCAAACGGGCUCCUGAGAGCUACAUCAGCAGGGUACCGGUUGCCAAUGACCAGCCAUGUUGGGGAUUCUUCCUCGUCCAGAUCUCCUUCACUCAGCACUCAGAAGGGACGAUCCACAUCAGCCACAUCAAGCUUGGGGAAACAAUUCAGCAAGCACCAAGGAGAACAGCAAAAAGCCUUGAAAAAUGAUCAGGUUCAACAGGACAAGAUCUGGAGAGAGUUUGUGGAUGCUGAAAGAAGGGCGACCAAAUACUGGCAUAAGAACUGGAAUUUCCUAAAGGACUAUGAUCCAAUGGGCAAGAAAAAAGAACACGAGCAUUUUCCCGCGUAUGCAUCGGUAUUUUCAGACAGAAUCCCCAACACUAGUGGCCAUAUUAUCGGCAGCAGAAUGAAUACUGAUCUUGGCAAAACUCUGGUAAAAAUGGAUUACUUCUUCAACUAUGGAAGAAGAAAAAAUAAACUUGGACAGGAACUCCAGCCUUCAUAGAA
This is a messenger RNA of Euleptes europaea (tarantolino), 581 nucleotides long. It is a transcript of the gene CIMIP5, whose product is annotated as chromosome 10 C2orf50 homolog. The record is from RefSeq and is a predicted model, not a curated record. NCBI's taxonomy places the organism in Eukaryota, Metazoa, Chordata, Lepidosauria, Squamata, Sphaerodactylidae. The transcript has 3 exons. The coding region runs from base 1 to 579 and encodes 192 amino acids.